Parnassius apollo (apollo) is the source of this 285-nucleotide messenger RNA. NCBI's taxonomy places the organism in Eukaryota, Metazoa, Arthropoda, Insecta, Lepidoptera, Papilionidae. The record is from the annotation of a GenBank genome assembly.
AUGAAAGCGUGUAUAGAAGAAUAUGAGAAUAGAAAAGAAGAACCUCGAAGGAACACAUUGAAAUACAAUAUGCCACCUCCGCACGCGGUACCUUGCGGACCUCACUGUGGCACAGGCCACUGCGCCCCACAUUGUCAUUACGGAAAUAGAGGAAUGGGGCAGCCAGCGCCACCACCGCAACCUCACCAUCCACCACCGCCGCAAUUUCACCAUCAUCCGCCACCACCGCCACCGCAUCACCGUCCCCCACCACAAAAUCAGCACCCUCACAACAUGUUCCGUUAA